Molecule: messenger RNA, 2262 nt
Organism: Pseudogymnoascus destructans
Lineage: Eukaryota; Fungi; Ascomycota; Leotiomycetes; Thelebolales; Thelebolaceae
Exons: 1
Coding region: 1-2262 (753 amino acids)
Molecular function (GO): nucleic acid binding; zinc ion binding
Source: RefSeq, a predicted model, not a curated record
AUGAGUACCGACGACACGUCAGACUCGAGGACGUCCUCCGUGAGCCGAAAACGCACUCUGCAACAAUCAGUUGGCAAUGCUGCCGAAGUAAUUACGCAAAGCCCGACGUCUGAUUCGGAUGGAGGCCAGCCAUCUGGACGUGCGAAUAAGCGCGCCAAACCAAAUGGCAACGGUGGUGUUGAGAGCGAUAAUGUCCCGGCAGAGACAGACAAUUCAGCAAGUGCCGCUGAAGCCCCUGUUGAAAAACCCAAAGAUGCGACAGCUGCGGCCAUGUCAUGGAACAAGGGCGUCCAAGCGACUGUUCGGACCUCUCUUGGUGGCGGCGCGAAAGCAGCGAAGAAGGCUGCUGGAGACAACAAUCCACCCGCGGCUGAAAAGAGGCAAGGAGAAGAGCCACCUGUUGUGGGAGACACAUCUGCGUCUGGACCAGACGUUUCUCAUAAUAAGACCAAGCGGGCAAAGAUGACAAGAGCCCAGAGAAGAGCCCUUUCUGCCCUCGACGUCGCUACUACCAAGCCGGGAAAGCCUGCGGAUUCAAACAUACCUGAAAUUUCGAAUAGCAUUGACGGCACUGCCCCCGAGAUUAUGAAGGGAAGCGGCCUUACUUUGCCUUCUCCAACCGAGAGACGAGCAAGGGAGAAGCCGGCUGGCUAUAUUACUCGCGACCUCAGAACCAACUUUGUCUAUGAGUUGCUCAUCAGGAACAGCAAUGUUGUGGGUAAAAUGGAUCUAGAUUCGAUGGUUGCUGCAUGCGACGCAUAUAUGAACAAGAACUAUUCUAAGAUCGAGAAGAAAUAUGGGGCUGUACAGCUGAAAGACGAGUCCUUUAUGGGGUUCUGCAGAAACCGACUGAAGGAGGCGAAAGCAGGCACGAUGUCAGCGUCCAAACCCGUUUCUACUGCAAGUUCCAUAAAUGGGCAAAGUUUGGGAGACAUUACAACUACAGAUUCCACUGCAGCUUUGGCUGUGCAUGGUCAGAGCAGUGCUGUCGAACAUUCCACCAUUCCAAAUGACGGAAACCAGAAAGAAAGGCCAGCAGCAGUUGUUUCAUUGAUACCCGAGGAUGCUGAGGAUGAUGAUGAAUACUCCCCUGAACUCGAACCCAUGGUUUUGCCAUCAUGUAGUGCAACCCGAGAGACGGAUCAGAUCCUCAGUGAGGCUGAAGCUGCAAUGAUCAACAAAUACUACCCAGGCUUGCCACGUGGCACAAUCCGCUGCCUUACUUGUGGUAACAAUGGGCACUUGGCCACCUCCUGCCCUCAGCUGAAAUGCUCCACCUGUGGUGUCCAUGGCAUUCAUUUCACAAACUCUUGUCCGAAAACCAUACGCUGCAGUAAGUGCCACCAGCGAGGCCACCAAAAGCCCGCCUGUCCCGAGAAGCUCGCCCUCACCGAAUCCGAGGGUGAAACUUGUGAUAUCUGUGAAUCUGGGCACCACACUGAGGACUCCUGCCACUUUUUGUGGCGUAGCUUCAAACCAGACUUGGGAUCGGUUCGGAAGGUUUGUAGCCUCGUGGCAGAUUGCUAUAACUGUGGUGCGGAUGAACAUUAUGGCCCUGAGUGCGCUCUGAGUCGUAGUGCCUCGUUGACAGGAGGAUACACAUGGUCCAUGGCAAAUAGGGAUCGUUAUGUAGUCCCCAAGAUGAGCAUGCCUGCGAUCUCAAAUGGGAGAGAUUACCUGCCGGCCAAGCCCCAGAACGGGUUCAGCAUCAAGGGAUCUGCCAAAUCGAAUCCCGUGACGCUUGAUGAUAGCGACGAGGAAGAUUUCAUCCGGGCAAAGAUAGCUCCACCGCAACCGAAGGGCCACAUACGCUUCACUGGCGGCUGUCAACCGCUUGAAGAGAGAUACCAGCCUCAGCCUCCACCACCUUCCAGUUACCGGGAGCCACCGCUUUCAAACUCAUAUCGUGGGAAUGAUGAGCAUUUCAGGUUCGGGGAGGGACAGCUAUAUAGCCCCCCACCCAGUUAUCCUGAUUAUAACCAAGGACGGUAUGAUGAUCAGUAUCACAACUUUGAUCACGAUAACGACUACCGUUCCAAUGGUCAGCCAAUGUUGCCUUUUAGAGGCGACAACGAUGGCCAUCGCAGUGGUCCAAACCCCAGCAAACGCUCAAGAAAGGGCGCUGGUAAUGGACCGCUUCGUCAUGACAACGUGGCGCCUCCACAGUCUCUUGCUGGGAAGAAGAGUGGCCGUGGGGGUCGCAAUAAAGGCGGACCUAGGGGUGGUGGUGGCCGAGGUGGUGCAAACAGAGGUAAGAAAUAA